AUGUCGGAAAGGAAAGCUAUAAACAAGUAUUAUCCCGCUGAUUAUGAUCCUUCCAAAGCUCUUCGAAAGAAGAAAAAUCCCAAUGCGUCUAAUCAAACGAUCAAGAUACGAAUGAUGGCACCAUAUUCAAUGAGAUGUCUCAAAUGCAACGAGUACAUAGCUGAACGAAGGUCAUUCAAUGCAAGGAAGGAAACUACCAGUGAGAGGUACUUGAACAUCAAGAUCAUAAGGUUCUACAUUACAUGUCCUGGUUGUAACAAUACUAUCACAUUUAAGACCAAUCCAGCAGAAGCUGGGUAUACCCCAGAAGAAGGUGCUGUGCGAAAUUUCGAGUCAAAGAAAGGGAAAAGGAAACGAGAAGAGACCGAUGAUGAGCUAUUCAAAAGGCUAGAGAGUGAACAAGCGAAAGAUCAGGAGUACCAAAUAUUAAAGAAUAAAAGGAAAAGUAAUCCAUUUUGGACAAGCAAAGAUGAUUCUACAAGAGAUGUGAUGGAGAAGUUUGAAAAAAGGUUGGUGGAACAGCAAAAGCAGCAAUUGCUAACUCAAGAGUUGGAAUCUAUUCAAAGGCAGGUUGAAGCAGUGCGAGCCAAGGGAGGAGACGAGGCAUUGGUGGAUUUAGUGAAAACGAAAAUUGACACAAAGAAAGAGAAACUAAAAGAAGAAGAAGAAGAAGAAGAAGAAGAAGAAGAAGAAGAAGAAGAAGAAGAAGAAAUAAAAGAAGUGAAAGAAACACAAAGGCAGGUAGGCCAUGAUGACCUGAAAAUAAAUGGAAAUUCAUCAUCACCUCUUCUUCCACCACCACUACCGGUCAAAGAAGUGAAAAACAUGCUUAUGAAAAGACAAAUUCGUAUCCCUUCGAAAAUUCUUGCCAAAAAAAAAGAGUCACAGCUAACAUCAUCAAAAUUCGACUACUCCAGUGACAGCGAGUAA
Lodderomyces oxycetoniae is the source of this 930-nucleotide messenger RNA. RefSeq names its product mRNA splicing protein. The coding region runs from base 1 to 930 and encodes 309 amino acids. Lineage: Eukaryota; Fungi; Ascomycota; Pichiomycetes; Serinales; Debaryomycetaceae. Gene Ontology annotation, cellular component: U2-type catalytic step 1 spliceosome. Gene Ontology annotation, biological process: mRNA splicing, via spliceosome. The record is from RefSeq and is a predicted model, not a curated record. The transcript has a single exon.